This is a messenger RNA of Cuculus canorus (common cuckoo), 14778 nucleotides long. RefSeq names its product EvC ciliary complex subunit 2 (gene EVC2). Gene Ontology annotation, biological process: smoothened signaling pathway. Gene Ontology annotation, cellular component: ciliary membrane; plasma membrane protein complex. The transcript is spliced from 22 exons. The record is from RefSeq and is a predicted model, not a curated record. NCBI's taxonomy places the organism in Eukaryota, Metazoa, Chordata, Aves, Cuculiformes, Cuculidae. The coding region runs from base 57 to 3860 and encodes 1267 amino acids.
CGCGGAGACCGUAGGGAAGGCGAGCGGCGUGGGGGGAGGAGCCCGGCGGGGCCGCCAUGCGCCGGCUGCUGGCGGCGCUGCUGCUGGCGCUACCCCGCGCCGCGCCGGGACCGGCCCGGGGGCCCCGCGGCCAGGCGGCGGUUAUUAAAGGUAAUCUGUGGCUUCCAAAAGAGUCAGGAUGUCUGGGGAUGACAGUGGUACCCUUAGCUCUGGUCAUUCAAGCAAGUGAAGCCUCUCACCAGGUCUUGACUUCUGCAGCCUCGGACAAUCAGUGGAGCCAUUCGCUGUUUGCUUUGAUACCUUCAUGGACAAAGAAGAUUUUGUUCAAGCGAGAGUCUUCUGUUAACCACCAGCUGCUCGAAGAUAUGUCCAAUGUGUCAGUGUCUUCUGGAUUUGGAGUAACCCUUCAGAAAUGUGGUGUGGUGGAUGUUGAACAUGAUCCUCAAACUGCAUACAUUACAGUUCUGAUUAACAACACGAAUGCACUGCUCUCAACAAACAUUACAGAUCUUGUCCUGCUGGAUAAUAUCACUGGUUUACAUGUUCAAAAAAACAGUGGUAAUAGGACCACAGAUGGCAUACAGAUUUACAGGAAAAGAUUCUUGCAAGGCGGAGAGUACGUUGCCAUCAAUUACUCUGCGCUUCUUGAUGCAAAAGAGAUGUGGGAUGGCAGGGUCUUGACACUGCCAGUGAAGCUAACUUUCAGGAGUUCAUCACAGAAUAAAACACAUCUGGUGUCAUUGACAGCAUCAUUCACCAUAACUGAAGAAGAAAAGGCCAAGGUUUCGUACAGCCAUGCCAUCCAUGCUUCAGGGUUCUUCAUUGCUUUUUUUGUUUCCCUUGUGUUCACAUGUACUGUUUAUUUCAUUGUUUACCGAACCCAGAUACUAAAAUGGAGUUUCCAUAAUGAAAACCAGGAGGUACAGUGUGAACUCAGCCAAAAUCACAAACUGGAGCAUUCUCAGUUUAAUUCAGGUGAUCUCUUUAGUGAAGAUACAAUUAUGAACGACCAAAUCAUUGAUAUUCUGUCCUUUGAAGAAUCUGGGAACAUGCUUCACGCUUUAGAAGACUUGGAGGUUGCCAGCCUGACACGGGCAGAUGCUGAUCUGGAGGCAUAUCGAAUGCAGAUAUGUAAAGAAGUGAUUGCUACGAUGAUGAAGAACAUGGUGUUAAGUCACAACCUCUUCCCUCAUGUGGAGAAGAGGAUGAGUUCAGUUUUGAAAAAGCAGUUUCUUGCAAUGGAGAAGGAGAUUCAAGAGGAAUAUGAAAGGAAGAUGGUAGCUUUAACAGCCGAAUGUAAUCUGGAAACUAGGAAGAAAAUGGAGGCUCAACACCAGAAAGCGAGGAAUGCAAGUGAAGAGGCUGAAGAAUUAAUGAAGAAAAUGAAUGAAAAGCAUGCUGUGGAAUACAGAAGUCUUCUGGAUAGACUUCACAGACUGGAGCAGGAUCGUCUGAAGAGAUUCCUUCUGGUAAAGCAGGAGGAAUAUUUUGCAAAAGCUUAUAGACAGUUGGCUGUUACUCAGAGAAAGGAGCUCCAUAAUAUCUUUUUUACACAGAUAACAAAUGCAACUUUCAAGGGAGAACUGAAGUUGGAAGCAGCUAAAACAUUAGUGGAAGAUUACUCUAAAAUGCAGGGAGACAUUGAAGAGCUAAUGGAUUUUUUGCAAGCUAGCAAGAAAUAUCAUCUGAAAAGAAGAUUUGCUUACAGAAAUUAUCUUAUAAGUAAGGUACAGUUAAGGGAUUCUCAAGCCUCCGCUCUUAUAAAUGCAGCAGCAAUCCAGAUAUCAAGUCUCAUUUAUAAGAUGGAAAGAGCAGGCCAUCUACCUGAAAGUCAUUUGGGAGUGCUGCUGGACCGAGCCGAGUCUGAAGUUAAUUCUGUUAAACAGAAAUUUGAUCAUGAUUUAAAACAAGAAAAGCAAAAGCUUCGCCAAAAACUCAUUACCAAGCGAAGGCGGGAAAUGCUACAAAAGAAAGAGCAUCAGAAGGAGCAGCUCUCACUUGGAGACCCCUUCAAAACUACUAAGGAGAUCACUCACUACCUGAGCCGCUGGAAAAAUCUUCUGAGCGAUCACAUCACUGAAUUUGAAGAACUUACUGAAAAGCUUGACAAUGAGGCCAGCGAAGACCUGAAAGAGCUUCUUUUUAGUGUAACAGAGAAAGCUGUUGAAGAGCUUAAAUGUGUUCAGUGUGGAGUAUUUGUGCAAGAAUUGGUCAGGCUCAAUGUGCCAAAGAUGUUCCUCCUGGAAGCUGUGGAGGAGCAUAAAAAAGAGAUGGUUGUUAAACAUGAACAGCUUGAAAGGGAAGAGCAUGACAAGAGCAUGGCUGCUGAAGAGCUGCUUCAGCUCACCAGGCAGAAGCUAAGCCAAGAACUGGAAACAAGCAUUUUGGAACAAAAAAAAUUAAGGAGCUGGGAACAAUCAGUAUUCAUGCAGCUUCUGAGUUUACCUCUCUCGCUGUCAGAAGAGGAGUUGCUUAGAAUGAGGCAAGAGUUGCACUGCUGCUUCUCUCAGGUGGACAGCAGCUUGGCUUGGCCCAAGAUAAGAGCAAGAACCUUGCUUCAGGAUUUUGAGAUGGAACGCAGGGACACAGAACUGCUGAAAAUUGAUCAGAAUUUAGCAGUGACCAAUAAACAGCAGCAUUGUAAAAUGAAAAAAACAGGAUCCAGGAAUAGAAAUAAGAUAGAUAUUCUGAAGAAAUCUUUACAGGACAAAAUUUUCAUUUAUGAAGACUCAGUGAAAGAUGAAAAUUUGGAUAAGGUUAAGCAUGAGUUGCUGCUUGAGAAAGAGUGUCAGCUGCGUGAUCUGGAAAAUAAACUUGGAGAGUAUAUUGCUGCCUUAGCCUUUCAAAAGGCUGUUAAAAAAUCAAAAAUGUUGGACCUGUAUACUGCUGUCACAAGUGUACAAGCUGUGGUCUUUGAACAACUAAACAUGUCAAAAACCCUAUCAAAACUGGAAUGUAUUCAGAUUUUAGAAGCACAUAAUCCUGAGAUUGAAGAACUUGGCAGGAAGCUGGAGUAUGAGGUGUUGCAUAAGGAGUCAGCGCAACGGCAGCAUCAGCAUCUAAUGAGUAGGCAGAGGUGGACACCAGAUGGAUUGGGACUUUCAAGUGAAGCUGUUGAAAUGGAUGCAGACAGACAGGUGACAGUCCUGCUAAGACAGGCUAUGAAUAAGUGUAGGCAAUUUAUAAAUCUGCACCAGCAAAGCUUGAGAGAUGAGCAAUGGAAUUGUGCAGUACUUGAAGAUCUCCUGGAAAAUAUAGAAAUGGAUGCAUUUUGGGCACUUUAUAGUCAGGAGCUCCGACUGACAGGUUAUUUAGCCAAACUGAUGAGGGUACCAAUGGGGACGUUGCACAGGUUCCUGAACUUGUUGCUGCCAACUAACUCACAAAGUGAGGUGCUUUCUGUCCUGGAUUCCAUCAGUAAAUAUUCAGAUGGUGUCGCUGAAAGUGACAGUAAUGCAGAUGAGUCUGGCAGCUGUAAGAAAGGGAAAAACCAGGAGUUGUGGCAGGCGCUGGAGACCAAAGUAAGGCAAGAUCUGAUAAACAGAAGUUUGGAAGAGAUUCCUUCUCUAAACAAGAGAAAAGACAGCUUAAUAAAAAAGAAGCAACUUACCUUCUUGGAAAAAGCAUCAUUGUUUCAUCUUGGAUUUUCGCCUACUCAUCCUCCUAUGGAACAAUCUGAUACACUUCUUUGUUUGAACACUGCAACUGCUGAAGCCAUAGAGCUAUUAGACACAGGGGAGAGGGUAUUUUUAUUCCGUGAGCAGAGUGAUCCAAUACUUUCUUUGCAUAAUUCUCCGAGGAAAAAGAAAAAGAACUUUCUUAAUUCCAAAAAGGCUGCUUAUGCAGCUGUGGACUCAUGAGGGCGACUUCCAUUCAAAGUAUCAAUUAGAAAAGAGGAAGUUAUUUAAAAUUCAGAAGAAUAAUAAGAAGGAAUUAAGUGUGCAGUUUAAAUUACACUUGCAUUAUUUUAAUCUCAUUUAUCUGACAUUGUAAAUAGCUGUAAUUUUAGAAUGGCAUAGAUAUCGAUAUGCAUUGUGUAUUUUAUAAUUCUUAUCAAUGUAUGAUGCAGUAAAUGAAAUACGAGUGUUUCAUUGAGCAGAACUUAUUGUUCCUUCAGUAUAUUUUGCUCAUUUGUGCACUGAUUUUAUUGUAGCUGUAUUUUCAUAAAUUAUAUAGAAAGGUUAUUUAUAAUAUAAACUAGGUACUGAUUUAUUGCUCCUGUGUUUGUAUAUUCUUGCAAUAACCUGCAGUAUAGCAGAUGGUGUGAAGAGAUGGAGUCGAUGACCCACAAAUCCUCUGUUCUCUGAUUUUCUGUUACUCUAGCUAACUUACUGUUUAAUACUGUGCUGUUAAUAGGCUUUCAAUGUUACUUCUGCAGUCUUGUGUCCUACAGUGAUACCUCGUAGUCCAGGUCUUCCGCAUAUACCUAUGCACUUAGCCUUACACCCUCAGGUAACUUCAGCUUUCCGCUACUGUUCCUAGAUCGACUUCAGUUGAACUAUGAAUGUAGCUAUGGUUCAAAACUGUGUUAAAUGUUUGCAGCCUGUUGCAGGCUUUUUUUCUUGGAGAAGCCAUAUGACCACACUUGCUCAUUAGAAAAGGAAAAAUGCAAAUGGGCUUGUUAAUAACUUUAAAAGCUUUUUUGAUUACAGUACUGCAAAGUGACAGGCUUCUAGGUGGGUAUUUUUGAAGCUUUUAUUUCUAGGUUUCUCCAAAUUGGUAAGAAUAGCAUUUUAUAUUUAAAGAGAUAAUUUUCAAACCCUUCUAGUUGGCAGAAAGAAGCCUGCAAAUACGAACCCUAAAAACAGUAAUAGGAAAAGAUAAACUAAAAAAUGCAUAUAUUUUUUAAAUAUUCCAAGAUAUUCAAGCCUGUUUGAAGGUUUUUUUUGGCUAUGUUUGAAUGCUAUACUCCGAGAGUCAUGUGAUUAUAUAUUCUGCAGUUUUUCAUGUAUGGGGUUUCUCUGUCUUUGUAUUAAUAAGAUGCCGAUUUCAUUUUAAAGAAUAAAAUGUUACAGUGUACGUGUGUCUCCAGUUGGCAUCUAUUCCAAGUGGAAAAAAAACAUUUUUUCCCUCCUCUCUUGACAAGUUUAAAUAUUCAUUCCACAGUAAACAAAAAUUAGUGUUUCAUAUCACCAUUAGCAUGAGAAAAUGUAUGCAGUGAUUAGCCUGAUAAUCCUAAUUAUUUUUUGAUUGUAUUCUUCAGUCUUUUCAUAGAAGUCAUUGCUGUUGCAGAAAGAGGAGUCUCACGUUUGUGGGAGUUUGGAGUCACUACGUAUUAAUGCAUGUGGUAUAUCAUCCCCAAGGCAUGUAGGUAAAGGUAGGGUCUGUCCUGCCUUGGAGGUGGGUCAGAGCUGUGUAAGAGGAGGCUCAGGUGUUUCAGAAAGGAGUUUGGCCCUGUGCAAGAAAAGCCAGUAGGAAAACAUGAGCUGUGCUUGGGGCUGCAAGGAGUGCCUGAAAGCUGAAGUACCCUCUCUGAUAUGUGAAUUUGCCAAGAUUUCUUCACAAGCCCAGACUCUAGGCUGUUGUAAUACAAAAGGGAAACAACAAUACUGAUCACAGAUAAGACAUUGGGGCUAAUAGCAUUAAUCAGGUACAGUAAUACAAUACAGCAUCUGAAUAUUGAUUGCAAAAUCAAUUUAUUAUCUUUAACAGAUAAUCUGUAUGUCUAAUAAUAUUCUAGAAAGCUGAUUUGUAGCACACCUCAUCACAAAUUUUGAAGCAACUCAGCAGGGAGAGUCAUGCCUUGUUAGGAAUCUGUUUCACAUAAUGCAAUAGAUGUUCAAAGAACUGUCCAGAUCUUAACAUUCCCUGUGCCUUAUGAAAUAAGUACUACCUAGGUAAUAGCCUACUUGAAUAAAGAGUUGAAUUACUUUCAGCUUUGAGUGAUUCAGGUGACAUCGGAGGGCCAGCUGUUGUGUGGGCAGUUCGGUACAUGUACCGUAGGUAUUAACAUCUGCCUUUCACAGUUGGAAGUCUUCCAAGGGAUGUGUACUGGACAAGCCAUUUAAAUUAAACACAUUUGUCUUCAUAGUCAUAAAUUAAGUAAUAUAAGGCUGUAUUCUUCAGGAUUUUGAACGUUACCCAUAUGGAGCAAAUUUGUCUUCCUCCUUGCUAAAUUAACAUGAGAAAGAGACACCUUAAGUGUGGCUGAGCCUCCUACUUUAAACACAUGUAGCCAAAUUAUAAGGAAAAAGUAUCUGGUAAAGGUGCUAAUAUCACGCUCAUUGUAGAAUUUGGACUCUAAAGAAAUGCCUCGCUUGUUUAGCAGCUCUUUGUGUUAGUUUCUACCUGGCAUACAGUGCAUUUUACUGAGAUUGAAAGUACUGGAAAAGAAGGACCCACUAACUAAUCCCACAAUUAAUUGUGUUCCCCUGGUUAUUCAUUGCUUCUCAUCUUGUCUCUGACGGUUGACAAACUCCUCGGUGUUAUCAUUAGCCCAGUGUUUUUUCCGAUAUAUGAUCUGUCAUGAAGAACCAUGUAUUCUUCAUCAAAAAAGAGGCAUACAUUGGUGCAGACAAAAUGCUGGCAUCAUAUAAAGGCUCAAAGAAAAGUAUUUUAAGAUACUUAAAUAUUUUUAAGAUUUAAGAUUAAAUGAACACUUGCUGGAAUUUUCAAGGUCCUCAGUGUCCAUAGAUUUAAAAAGAAUCUGUAUCCAUGUGCUUCUGGACCUAUUGAAAUAUUUGCAGUGGUGUGUAUAAUUAUUUUCUGCUGUGUCAUAUUAUAAUCCUGCUGUUCAUGUUGUAUGCUGUAGUUUCCUCAUGAAUGACUUUACCAAAGUCUAAUUAAUUUGAGUAAUUAAGUCCUUUCCUACAUCCCUUAAUGGAGGUUGAAACAAAAUCAGUGUCAUAGAUCAUAGCGUGAAGCCCUUUAGAAAGGAUAGGAUUUUAAAAGAUUGUUUAUUCUGUUUAUUGUUUAUUAUUGUUAUUAUGCAGUUUACUCAAUUGUUUAGUUUAAAAUCGAGCUUUUAUUUAAAAUAUUUCAUUUUCAAGAUAUCUUUAAUAAAAAAAAGGGUCCUAUGUGGUGAAAAACAUUUUUUAAAAAGUGUUUUCAGUGCAGAAAGUGUUUGUCUGUCGUGAUUGAGCCAAAAAUGUUUCCGUGGAACAAGUGAGUUGAGAUUUCCUGCAAUAAGCUUCCAUUUAAUUUCCCUGUCCUCGGUGUUAUUAAUUGUUAUAAAGUAGAAUAUGUAUGUUAAGUCUAAUGCUGAAUAAUUAAUACAAAAAUAAAUAUACCAAGAGCGGAAUAUUCUGCUAGAGACAAUCAAAAUCAUGUCAAAAUCAAUGUAUUGUAAAGGAAAGUGAAAAUACAUAUGAACUUGGCACCUCACUACAGAAAAAUGUAGAAAUGGAAGUAGAAGCGUUGACAUUUUUCUGGAAUUAAUUGUUACGGUUAAUAGGUAACUUCAUCUUCACUUAUUGCUACCAUAGUUUUGUGUCUGGAUUUUUUUUAAAAGUGACAAUAUCUCUUUAAUAAGAGAUUCUGCAAAAUACUGCUCUGUUUUAUUUGAACCUGGGGAAAUCAUGUUGCUUUCUUUCAUUAUCUUGUAUUUACCCAGCUGCUAUUUUAACACCUUUAUUUCUUCCGGGGAAUGUUAAGUUUUUAUGCUGUUAUCUUAAUACAGCCCAGUGCCAACAAUUACAUUGCCUUUCAUCAACAGUUCUCGCUUCCCCAGAGUCUGACAGUAGGAUUUUUAAAGUGCCAAACACCAAAACCACUCACUCAGCUGAUGCAGUUCCCCCAUCCCUCUGCUGAAAUGUUUCACUGCUGUGCUAACUGGUGCAGACAUAGGUGUACCAGCAUAAAGCUUAAUUUUCUUACUGAAUUUCAGAAGCUAUAUUGUCACAUUAUUGGCUGUUGAGAGCAAUGUGAGAGUUCAUAUGUACACUUGUUGCAGCCAAGCAGUAUCAUGCAAGUGAUGAACCUAGCUAAGUGCUCUAGGUAGGAUCCAGCCUUUCCCACCUUCUUCUUCUCCACUCUUCUGCAAAAUAGAUGGCAAAGGCCACCAGCUCAGGACCUCAUUUCUCUCUUUCCACUUGUUUCCUUGUCAUUCAUAGGAAGCAAGGCAGGAAAAGUCAACCUCAACACUAGUGAAAGACUAUACACUGUGCUCACCAUUCGCCUUUGUGUUGCUGACAAGUUGUGAUAUAAAUGGUCCAUUUAACGAGAACUGAUAAUGCUCAUCUCUAUAUUUGAGCAGUCUGUGAUUGUUGGUAUAUAAACCUACUAUUUUUGCCGCCUCAGCUGUAUUUGAGACCCACAGAAAAGCAGAAUGCAAUUUGUUUUCCCCAAGGUUCAGACAUUCCUCUGGAGAGCAGGAGACAGACGUUUGGGUAUAGUAUAUGCAGGGAAAGGAAUUGUAUUUUGAAAAUGUCAACUUCUUUGGAGCUUUGUCCUCAGUUAUGACAGCAAAGCUAACUGCAGAAAAGAGGCUGUGUGCUUUCAACCACUUUUGUUUGAAGAAAGGUAGCUGAACAAGAAAAUAAAAGUGUGAAAGUAUCAGAUAUCGUUCCAAGCUAAAAUAGCACUCAGAAUCUGAGGGCAGAACUUCCUAAGUUUGAGCAUUUGUGUUAGGAUUUGGUACUUGAUUUUGUGUUACAAUAUGUGAAUGGUUUUGUAGUUACUCAACUAAACAAAAAUAUUCCCGUGCAGAGUGUUUUAGAAGGAGUGGAGAAUUAUUUUCAUCGUUAUAAAUUGAAAGGCUAUUAGAAAAUAUUUUGAGUGGAUAGAUGUGUGAUGUCUGUAUUAAUUAGAAUAAAUGUAUAUUAGUUCAUUUAUGUUCUGCUUGUGGCUUGACUCUCACUAGGAGUUAAAUCUGAUCAUGUCUGCCAGCAGGUUUUUAUUCAUUUGCUGUUGACCACUGGUAAUUUAUCACUUUAAAAUUACCAUCUUGGCUGUAUCUGCAAAUGGGUCUUUCUGCAUAUUGCAUACACAGGAAUAUGUUUGCUAUUGCUCUUUGUCUACCGAAGAAAAUAGGUAAUUCUGGGUUGUAUUAUUGAAAGUUAUCUCUCUUAUGUCUUGGAGAAUAUCAAGGAGACACCAGCUGUCUUUAAAAGUUUACUGGUUUAUGUCUUCAAACUGUCUAAACUAAUAGGAAUGGCCCAUAUGCUUUAUUAUGAUAUUUUUAACAAAUUAUCUGUUCUGCUAAUGAGCAAAUAAUCUCAAAAUUUUCAAUAUACUACAUCAUCUUUUUUACAGCUCAUAUAUAAUGAUUAAAUAUUCUGAGUUUCUCAAACAAGAAGGAACAGGGUGAUUCAAGGACAGUUUUAAUAAAAAUAGUUCUUUUCACGGUGUUUUUUCCCAGAGGCAUAACAUAUGUUUUUCUCACAGAAAAAAUUACUUCUUUCCCUAUGAAAAGCUUUGUUGCUUUAAUGUCUGCUUUUCAUAGAAUCAUAGAGUGGUUUGGAUUGGAAGAAACCUUAAAUAUCAUCCAGUUCCAACACUCCUGCCAUGGGCAGGGGCACCUUCCACUAGAUCAGGUUGUGCAAAGCCCUAUCCAGUCUGGUCUUGAACACUUCCAGGGAUGGGGCAUCCACAACUUCUCUCUGAGCAACCUAUGCCAGUGCCUCACCACCCUCAUAGUGCCAAAUUUCUUCCGUAUAUCUAAUCUAAAUCUGCCCUCUUUCAGUUUAAAGCCAUUACCCUUGUCCUAUCACAACACGCCUGUAUAAAAAGUUCCUCCCUUUCACCAGGGAACAGAGAAGCAGCCACAUUUCUAUCCUGAAAGCUGUGAGAGUGGGAUCAGGUCCUUGUUUUGUUUCAGGUUUCCUUCCCAAACCUCACUUUUUUCCAGGAGAAUGAACAUGUUAGCGGUUGUGAUUCUCCCUGACUGGUUCCAACCCAUGUGAAUACCUAGCUUUUUUGCUUUUUUAUUAGUAUUUUAAUUUUCCCUGUAGCCGUAUAGUUAGAAGAUGCUUUGAUGAACACCAAGUAGCUUUGUAAUUAGCUGGUGAGCUGCCCAUGACCGAAUCUGCCUGGGUAGGAUACUGCAUACUGCCUUCUCUGCACACAUCCUUCAAUUAUCACCAAAACCCUCCUUUCCCUCUUGCCCAGCUGACACACAGUCGACCAGGUAGGAGAACUGAGGUGUUCAGAAAACUUUGUCUCAUACCAAGAGAUUUCAUCAACUUCAUAUGCAAUAUUUUCUCCCUUGCCCACAGUUUUUUACAGCAGGGUAACAUUGCAAACCAUGUCUUUUGAUUCAUCAUCUGUGCUCUUCUCAGCACCACACUUUCUCCAUAUCCUUAAUGGCAUUAUGAUCUGUUCUCUUCAGACCAUUCGUUUGGCUGGUUAAAACUCCCUUAAAUUUUGAUCUUGUCCUUCAGUGUGCUGAUUGCCUUUCCCAGUUUGGUAUUGUUCACAAAUUUAGUAGGAGUACUCUUUAUUUUAUCUUCCAGGUCAUUAGUAAAAAGAAAUGAAACAUCUGCCAAAUUUCAAUAAAAGAGUGCAUAGUUGUUAGCAGUCAUAAUAAUGUAGAAGGGAAAUCAGAAGUAAUCCAAGACUGGAACUCACGACUUCAGCUCAUAGCUGCAGAGAAGCAAGUUGUAGGCAGCUAGCUAAUUAAAUUUAUAUAAGUGUUAAAUUCACAAUUCUGUUUACUGACUUUUGACCUUAUUUGUAUAACAAGACAGCAUGCUUCUAACCUAAUUGUCUUUUUGAAGGGAUAUAGUACUUUUGGUAGAGUAUAUUCUUGGUUUGAGAGAUACUGGAGUAAAUGAGGUCCUGGGUUCCAUGGAGGACCAGCUCAGACAGUGAUGGUUGUGAAGAGUUGUUUCUGCUAAACAACAAGUUGGUGCUAGAACUUGUCAGCACCAACGGUACAGUGCUGGUCUCAAAGAGCUACUGUCCACCCAGCUAGCAGCAGUACAGCUGAAAUUGUGACGUUCUCCUGGUGUGAAGAGAGUGGCUUUUUGCAACAGCUAGCGAUGACUGCUAUGUCCAAGAAAUUCCUUGUGUUCCCAGUUGAGGAAGAGAGUCUUUGGAGAGGAGAAAUCACUUGUUUUUAAAUGAGAUCUACUAUAGAUAUUAAAUAUGUAAAUAUAGGCUUACGUUACCAUCUCAUUCUUCUGCAUUUAGUCCCAAUUAGAUGAGUGCUAAGAAGCUUCUUACAGCAGUGGGUCCAUAUUGUCAGUCUCCAAGUCCAGGUAAUCAUGCUGCGUCCAGUGACGACAUCAGUUGUCUGACCCCUUUUCUUCCACCUCUGCUCAAUGCCCUCACAAAGCAUCAGGGACAAACUGAUUCCUUACAGGUCUUCUGCUACCUCACCUUACCUUACAGUCUCUGCCUCGUUGCACGGAGAUGUGAUGGUUUCUCACGUGCGUUGGAAAGCUCCAGGCAUUUUUGUCAAUUCCUUUCAUCCCUAUUUGAUUUUCUGUUGUGAGUUAAACAAAGAAACCUGUGUGAAUCCAGUGGUGGAUGAAUAAAGAUCUGCGAACAGAGGCCCCAGUUUGCUGCAUUUCACUUGUGAAUAAAACAGAUGAAAAAUCAAACCAACACUAGGAUAAGGCAGUUUGCAACCAACUACUGAAUACAGAACAUGGUCUUUUGUGAGAAUUGGCUUCUGAAUAGCCGUGCAUUGGGAGAGAAGGUUUGUGAGCAAUCCGUCUCCUCCAGACUGGGCACAGAAGGGGUGCUGGUUCAGCAAAUUUCUUGUAGGCUUUUGGUGCAAAGCAGCAACCUGUAACAUUAAUGCAGUGUGUGCUGACAAAGACCUUUAAAAGCAUUUUGCUUGUUGAUGUCAAAAGUGGUUAAUUCCUGAUACAAAGUCUAGGCUGUGGAAUGAAUAAAAUGAGUUUACGGAAUAACUUUAUUCUGAGGAUAAUUGUGUUACUGCCUUUGUGUGUGUGUUUGAGGCGUUUUCUUCCUAACUGAAGCAUAUGAAGAAAGCACUUCUCCUUCUAGCAUUUGGAAAUAACAUUAUGUUCGCCAGGAACAUGCAAUAAGAAAAUCCCGGUAAGAAAAGCUCUAUAAAUUUGGGGGAGAAAAAAAAACCUGCAAAAAUGACUGUGCAUCUUCUUGGCUCCUCCAAUUUUUAUGCACAUAAAUACUUCCUUAAACGCAAUAAUACUAUUUACAUGAAUAAAGAUGUCAGGAUUUGGUUAAUACAGCCCUGUACACUGUGAUUCAGCAUUGUAUCAGACAAGACCAUAAUUCAGUGUGGCAUAAAAUCCUGCUAGCAUGUUCUGACUGUCAAAGUGCACUCCGUACGCAGGGUACGUGCUGCAAUUUGUUUUGCUUUAUUUUGACGACCUAAAUGUCAUGGUGUGUAAUCAAACCUAAAUAUCAUGCCUUUCUCCAUAACUCAGAGAUGGGUACAGGCGUUACCAUAGGAGGGUUCAUCUAACACCCACACCAGGCGGUAUAAAUUGUGGUUCAAGUAAUUCUCUUCCUGCUUUGUCACUAAAUGGAAGUAGAGAAGAAGAGAAACCAGGACAUUUGACUCCAUGGUACUGAGUAGGAAAAGGUGUUCCGAUAAAAGUGUAUUUCUUCUUCUCUUGGACUUUGAUGUGUGUGACUUCUGCAAAGCAGAGGUAUGCCUUCAUUGUGGGUCUCAGAACCUCUUUAUAGAAAAGAUACUGGGUGCCAGAUGUCGUGGAUAUGAGGGAGAAGAACCAUAUUUUAUUAGACGAACUAGUACACUAGUGCGAAACAGAGAAGCUUUUCAGCAUUUAAGUCUUUCUUCAAACAAAGCCAGAAGAUAUUUUCAACUCUGUCUGCAGUUGCUGUGAGAACAAUUUGAAACAAAUAUGUAAAGAUUUGGUCAAUAUUUGUAAUGAAGGAAUGGCUUUCAUUUCAAAAACAAUUUGUUUCACACAUAUUAAACAAAACUGGAAAUAAAAAUAUUUAGUCCGGUUUGUUUCCACUUUCCUUCUUCUUCUUUUGCUUAAUUAAGUGGCUGAAAAUCAUAUGUUUUCCUUUCUUCUUGAAUUUAUGAAAAUAAACUCUUUUUUUUAAUAGAGGCAAAACAUGCUGUGAAAUACUUGGAUAAAAGAGCUGGUUGUUUUAAACCUGUCAUUUAUGGCUAGAUCCACAAUCUUGGGAUUUGUAUUAAUGCUAAUAGCAGGGUGUGUAUUUAAGUAUCCAGUUUGCAAAAUGUAAUCUUUAAUGAAUUCUUUUCCACUACAGUCUAACUCUAAAGGUACCUACAUUUCAGAAGCCUUAAACCUUUAUUUUCCACGGUUACCUAAAUGUUUUUUGGUAAUUGUGCGCCAAUGAUCCUGAAAUAGUCUGGUGUCGCUGGGGCUGCAUAGGUUGCUGUCUUAUUUAUCCUGGAACAUGUCUAUCUUCUAGAAAUUAGAUGGGGAUGGCUCAGUUGAGGAUUUAUAGCUGUGUGCAACUCCCAGAUCAGCAUAUUUUAUGUGGUCAGUUGUGGAGCUAAGCUGACGUGGAGGUAGCCAAUUGACAGAGAUCACACUUGCUAGAGGAAUAUAGGUGACAUAUAGGUGCUUUUUUUUACUUAAGUGGCGUUUUUUUUUCCUUCUGAUGCCUUCUAGAUAAGCCAGCAGAGCUUUACAAGGUAAGAGUGUUAUUUUUAAAAAAAGAAAUUUUAAUGUUUCUUCCUCAGGAAACAGUCAGUUGUGUAAAAACAGCCCUGGAAAUCAUGAGAAGAUGCAACUUGAGAGCCUAUACAAAUGAGGGCAAUGUAUGCUUGAAAGCAGAGCUAUUUCUUUGUAUCAGACGGAGUUAUGAUAUGAGUUAUUGCUGUAGGGGUAGCCUUUACACUGCCUGAGUUCUUUUAAAUCCUUAAUAUAAUUGUCUGAAGUCUAAAAAUCCCAUCAUUCAAAUGUCUUAAUUUGAGGAACUAAAACUGCCACCACAAAUUAGUAGGUGAGGAAAUGUGAGAUGACAAAGUCAUGUGGCCUCAGCAUUUGAGUUGUUCAGGAACCUUGGUGCAGUCAGGCUGAAGGGAUGCUGAGCAACCCCUUUGCUCUUGAUGUUAAGCAAUACUUUAGACUACCAUGUGACAGUCAUAGGGUUUUUGAAGGAAUGAAACAUUUCUGGUGAGCAGUGAAGUUCUGCACUGUCACAAUUAGACAUAGCUCAUUUCUGAAAGCAGUUCACUCACUGCAUUCAGCAGUUGCUCCCAGUUUGUGUGCCCACAGCUCUCGCUCCUCCUCCAGCUGCUAUGAGUGAAGACUGGACCUGAGCCCUGGGGGAGUUAUAUACAGACCCUUUACAGGCGACUGAAUGCUAUUAUGAGGCUAAAGUGCUCAGGACAUUGCAGAGCUCAGCUGUAAGUAGCUGUGCUGUGGGCUAGAACUUUAGUUUUAUCAUUGCAGAUUGUGUUAAUCAAACUGAACACCAACAUAUCUUUAGACUCCUUUCAUGACAGUUAAUAUCUACAGAGCCUAAAAAGCUGUCUUGGAGAUAUAUUUGUCUGGGAGUGCACAGCUGUAUUGCUGACAUAAGAAAUCUGCUAAUUCUUGUGGUUGAAGAUGUUGCCAUUGUGCCCAGGAACUGCUGCUGCUGCAGUGGGCUGAAAUGCAAGUACUUACUCAUAGACCAUGCAAUUGUGUUACUGAAAUUAAAAGUGUUGAUCAUAUCUUUCCAUCAGUCCCAAGAGGAAAUUUUAUGGUUUGUUUUUUUUUUUUCCUAAGUUCUUCCUGAGGCUUGAAUUAAAUAACCAGCAAGCUAAGUGUGCGUAUGUACUUUAUGAAACAAUGAUGUUAUAUUACACGUGUGAAAAUUUCACUUGGAGCCAUAUCUUGAGCACAGAUCCAUUGAUGUUAGCAGAUGUAUUGUAAUUGAUACCCUUUGAAGCUCUGUUUAUGAUUCAUAGUUUCU